Molecule: messenger RNA, 2125 nt
Organism: Sander lucioperca (pikeperch)
Lineage: Eukaryota; Metazoa; Chordata; Actinopteri; Perciformes; Percidae
Product: protein-lysine methyltransferase METTL21C
Exons: 6
Coding region: 257-1051 (264 amino acids)
Biological process (GO): peptidyl-lysine methylation
Cellular component (GO): cytoplasm; cytosol
Molecular function (GO): protein-lysine N-methyltransferase activity
Source: RefSeq, a predicted model, not a curated record
UGUGUGUGUGUGUGUGUGCAUGUGUGCGUGUGUAUGUUUGUGUGUACGUGCGCUCUGAUCUUGUAUCUUGCUUGUGUUCAUUUCUCCUAGUGAGCACGACUCUAAAAAUACCCUCAUGCCCUUGUGAUGAUGAUGGGUGUAACCAACAGGAUGCUGAGACUAUAACCUCAAAGUCAGAGGUCUCCAGAUGCAUUGCUCCUGAGAUUCUUCACUGGGAAAUAAAGCAGCAGCAGUCCAACAGCAUACAGGACUUGAUAUGGAAACUUUGUCCACAUACUGUGUGGAGGGAACCAGUUAUAUGAGAAGCGGAGAGGAAGGCAAGGAGGAGGAAGAAAAGGAAGGCGAGGAGGAGAAGGAAGAGGAGGAGAAAGAUGGGGGUGAAGAAGAUAAAGAGGAAAAAAAAGAUGAGUCAGCCAUCCAGCUACAAAGACCAGCCUGGGUUCCGCGUUUCUUCUACAAAGAAGAUAAAGAGGUGUACAAUUACGUGGGCCAGGAGAUCAUCAUCAGGUGGGGUCUUGACUCCUAUGCAGGCAUGAUAUGGCCAGCAGCUCUGGCUCUCUGUCACUACCUGGACACCCAUCGCGAACAGUUGAAUCUUAUGGACAAGGCGGUCCUGGAGAUCGGGGCAGGAACUGGCCUCCUGUCUGUUGUAGCAGCGCUCCUCGGUGCCUGGGUGACAGCCACAGACCUUCCAGAGGCCCUGAGCAACCCGAGAGCCAACCUUAACAGGAACACCAGGGGCCACUGCAGAUACGCACCCCAAGUGGCAACUCUGUCCUGGAGCGACGACCUGGAGCGCUCCUACCCUACAUCCGUCUACCGAUACGACUACGUGCUAGCAGCUGAUGUGGUCUACCAUCACGACUUCCUGGACGAGCUCCUGGUCACCAUGAAGCAUUUCUGCAAACCAGGAACGACUUUGAUCUGGGCCAACAAGGUGAGGUACGAGGCUGAUCUGACUUUCAUGGAGAAAUUUAAAAAGGCUUUCCACACAAGUAUGCUGGCUGAAGACGAAGACAUGAAGAUCUUCAUGGCAACGUGUAGAGAGUAAGAGACAGAAAAGAUAUGGAUGGAUUACUCAAUGGCCCCUACAGGCCCAGGGACUCCUGAGUCAGAGCCUCGGUUUAAAGUUAUUAACAUUACUCUUUGGGAAGUCAAAGGGUGAGUAUCUGCCACCAUUAAAUUUUGCAUUUGUUGUUUAUUUUUCUCUCCAAAUAAUACAAUGGCCCAGUGCAUUUUUAAGCUAUAAUAAUAAUAAUUAGUAAAGCUAUUUAAAUUAUUUUCACAGUAAAAUAGCUCAGCUUUAAGAAAAUUCAAGCUGCAUCACAGGUUGCCUUUGAUGGUUUCAUAUAAUAAUUGUAUAUUAAUUUGUAAAAUGUAAUAAAAGAUUGUCCGUUUGGAACUGUAGUAGCAGGAAGGCGUGGGAAGAGACAGCCUCUCUUCAUCUCCAGCAUAAACAAAAUGCUGAAUUUCAGUUGCAUUUUUUUCAUGUUUUCAACCAUCACCCAAACUGUAGUUACUGUAUGAUUAACCUGUAAAAUAUCAUUUUUAAAGAUGGUGCUAUGUAGAGAGGAGGGUCUUUUACCUGUGUGUGCUUCAGGGCCCAUUAUCCAUCUGUUAUAAAGGCUUUAUGAUGCUCGCAACCAGCGAGCACUACAGAUGGUAAGAAGGGCAAUACAGCAAGAGUUUUAGUUUAGUUGUUGCUUGAACUUACACUUUCACUUAUUUCCUUUUUUACUCCAUGCCAUCCUGGUCUGAUACCAUAUUUACUACCUUGUGAAGCACCAUAUUUGGCCUGAAUAAGUCAAACCUGUGCUACAUAAGGUUCAAGAAUAGUUCAUUAGAAUCAAACCAGUUAUGUCUCAAUGUUGAAGUAAAAACAAUUAGUUGAUUAAUUAAUUGACAGGUCAGCUUUUCAGUUACUUAUUUUAAGAACAAAUGCCAAACGUUUGGUGGUUUCAGCUUAUCAAAUGUGCAGAUUUAAUGCUUUUAUAUUUCAUAUAUGAUAACCUCGAUUCAAAAGCGCUUUUGCACACUUCUUUUUUGGGGCAGGUGCAUCGGAAAUGGUAAAGGUUACCAGUAACACUUAUGAAGAAGUCCCACACACUGUCCAUUACGCAUGCAA